Coffea eugenioides is the source of this 1327-nucleotide messenger RNA. RefSeq names its product fructose-1,6-bisphosphatase class 1. Gene Ontology annotation, cellular component: cytosol; cytoplasm. Gene Ontology annotation, molecular function: fructose 1,6-bisphosphate 1-phosphatase activity. The coding region runs from base 78 to 1286 and encodes 402 amino acids. Gene Ontology annotation, biological process: gluconeogenesis; sucrose biosynthetic process; fructose 6-phosphate metabolic process. The record is from RefSeq and is a predicted model, not a curated record. The transcript is spliced from 3 exons. Lineage: Eukaryota; Viridiplantae; Streptophyta; Magnoliopsida; Gentianales; Rubiaceae.
CGCAUGUUCCUAUCCGUCCAAACUUCGGUCCGAAGACGCCUUUUUUUUCCCAGUUUCAUCAACAACUGCUGCAGGACAUGCUAUCUUCCACGAUAUCCUUGAAACCCAACUCCAAUUUCUCCCCAAGAAUCCAUCUUUUCCCGCCAAAAUUCGAUAUUGCUCAACCCAAAAGCAGAAUGGCCUCCCUUCCAUCUUUUCUUGGCGGGUUGAACUUGAGCAGGGUCGCUGCAAAUAUGGGUGUUGAUGCUUCUUCUGCUGCAGCUUCUUCUGAUCAGAGUAGUGAGUUUUGUACAUUGAUGGAGUAUGUUGGUAAAGGAGGGAUUGAUGUGGGUGAUGACUUGGUGGUUUUGUUUGGUCAUCUGGAAUAUGCUUCCAAGAAAAUUGCUGCUCUGGUGGCUUCCCCUUUCAACUCUAGCCUUGGAAAAAAUGUGACAAUUGCCAGUACCCCUUCCGAAAGAGAUGAACCUAAGCCUCUUGAUAUCGUCUCGAAUGAGAUUAUUUUGUCUGCUCUACGCCAUUCUGGUAAAGUUUCAGCCAUGGCCUCAGAAGAAGAUGAUUUGCCAGUUUGGAUAAAUGAUGAUGGCCCAUAUGUGGUGGUCACGGAUCCUCUAGAUGGCUCCCGAAAUAUUGAUGCCUCCAUACCCACAGGAACAAUCUUUGGAGUUUACAAACGUCUUGUGGAACUUGAUCAUCUGCCAGUGGAGGAAAAGGCAAUUCUGAAUUCCCUACAAAGUGGAACGAGGCUUGUCGCUGCUGGCUAUGUUCUCUACUCAUCAGCUACCAUUCUCUGCGCCAGCUUUGGUUCUGGAACACAUGCAUUUACUCUGGAUCACUCUACUGGAGACUUCAUUCUCACACAUCCAAAUAUUAAAAUUCCCCCUAGAGGGCAAAUAUAUUCUGUGAAUGAUGCACGGUAUUUUGACUGGCCUCAAGGUUUGAGGCAAUAUAUUGACACCAUCAGACAAGGCAAGGGGAAAUAUCCUAAGAAGUACUCAGCCCGUUAUAUAUGUUCUCUUGUUGCUGAUUUUCAUCGUACUCUCUUAUAUGGGGGUGUGGCAAUGAAUCCAAGGGACCAUCUGCGUCUUGUUUAUGAAGCAAACCCACUAAGUUUUAUUGCAGAGCAGGCUAGGGGUAAAGGAAGUGAUGGUAAAAGUAGAAUUUUGUCUCUUCAACCAGUGAAGCUACACCAGAGACUUCCUUUGUUUUUGGGGAGUCCAGAAGAUAUAGAUGAAUUAGAGAGUUAUGGAGAUGUUCAACAGAAAGUAAAUCCUGGUUAUGAAGUCUAAUAAUAUGGUGCUCUUUUAUUUACCUCUUGCAUUGAUGUCAA